AUGUUUCAGAUGGAACAUUUACACCUGGGGGAAAUCCUAGGAGAAGGCAGCUUGGGGCUUGUCUAUGGAGGCCAACGACACGGCCAAGCAAUGGCGGUGAAAAGGAUUAUGUUGACUCACCACGCCAUCCAGGAAGUCGACAUACUCAGGUCCCUAGAACAUCCAAACAUACUAUCCCUGCAAGAGGCCAUCAUUGAGGCAAAUUACCUUUUUAUGGUGAUGCCUCUCUGCGACGAGGACCUCAACGCAUUCCUGCGUCGAGAGGGGCCCAGAAGCCAGCCGUCUCGGUUCUUCCGGGUGAUGAGGCAACUGGCAGCAGCCUUGACGGAGUGUCAUCGUCAGCGGAUAGUGCACCGAGACAUCAAGCCGGCCAACAUCUUACGCCGCCGGUGCCGAUACCUGCUAGCAGAUUUUGGGUUGGCCGAAACGCUUACCACCGCCCAAACCCUGCUCACCGAGCCAGCAGGAACCAUGGUAUACUGGGCACCGGAACAACGAAGACUGGAGCCGUAUGACAAGUCCGUCGACCUGUGGGCGUUGGGGUUAGUGGCCGUGGAGGUGGCGACCGGCCUACUGUGCCGUCAGGGUGAGGAGGAACAGCAUUGGGCCUCAUCCCUGGGCGAAAGAUACCGGGCGGAGAUAGAACGGUUGAGAUUUCCCGUCCGAUGGUACAUCGAGGGCUUGCUCCAGGAUAACCCGUCCCACCGGAGACCUGCUGCACAGUGGGAGUGGCCUGGAACAAAUACCGUACUGUUAGAUGAAAUCGUAGCCCAGCCUGAUACCGGUAUCCACACUAAGGCCAGCACCGCUUCCACCAGCAUCUCCGUUAACGCCACCACCCCAACUGUCACCUGUCCCACAGGAACCACCAGCUCCAGGGAAGACACAGGUUUUAUCAUCAUGGCUAGCAUCCAAGAUCCAGACUCAGCCCAAUCCCCGUCUGUGGUCACCCAGUUUUCGGGCUGA
This is a messenger RNA of Coccinella septempunctata (seven-spotted ladybird), 966 nucleotides long. RefSeq names its product cell division control protein 2 homolog 3-like. Lineage: Eukaryota; Metazoa; Arthropoda; Insecta; Coleoptera; Coccinellidae. Gene Ontology annotation, molecular function: ATP binding; protein serine/threonine kinase activity. The transcript has a single exon. The record is from RefSeq and is a predicted model, not a curated record. Gene Ontology annotation, cellular component: cytoplasm. The coding region runs from base 1 to 966 and encodes 321 amino acids. Gene Ontology annotation, biological process: autophagy; peptidyl-serine phosphorylation.